Messenger RNA from Tetranychus urticae (two-spotted spider mite), 3275 nucleotides. Its product is annotated as low-density lipoprotein receptor-related protein 6. Gene Ontology annotation, biological process: nervous system development. The record is from RefSeq and is a predicted model, not a curated record. NCBI's taxonomy places the organism in Eukaryota, Metazoa, Arthropoda, Arachnida, Trombidiformes, Tetranychidae.
CAUUGUUAUCAUUGAAAAUCGCGCUCAUUUUUGUCAUAACACAAGAAAGGGACAAUUUUAGGUAAAUUGAAUAUAUUUUGGGUUUUUUAUUUACAAGCUAUUCAUGGCUAUUGGAUGUUACUCAAAGAUAGACUUGGAGCUACAUACUGUACUAUGCUGACAAGUCAUUCAGCAUUAAAUAAACUGGUUAAACUGAUAAUUUAGUUUAUUAACUAAGGUAUCUCUACUUAUUGAGAUAGAAAGCAACUCGAGGCAGCUGUGAUGCACUGAAACGACUUUAAGUUGUCGACUUAACUUUUGAAAUUUUUUUCUCUAACUGACUCGUUUUUUUUUGUUGCAAGAAAAAUUUGACAGAAGUGAUUGCCUUUAAUAACCAACCUAGAACUUUUGUUUUGUUUCAUCCUUGUUCUACAACUUGUUUCCUAAAUUUUGGUAACAAAAAUUAUUUUUUGUAUUUCUACCUCUAAGCUGCCACAACAGGUACAACCUUUACUUUCAACUGGAACAAUAUAACACUAAUCUCCUUCAACAAUUAUCUACUCAACACAUCAUUCCAUUUUCCCUUCUUCAUACUGUGACUGUCUCACUUCAACCAAAAGGCUUCAACCAAUUUGGAAAGAUUAUAACCCUUCAAACCACUAAUAUGCUUGUAAUUAUUGAGUUGUCCUUUUCAAGACGUACCAGUUUGAAUACAAUAGAAAGAAAGUAAUUGCUGAAAUUUAUUUACAAAUGUAAAGGAUUGGGUAAAAAUAUCGUCCAAUCUCUGGUUAAAAAUAUUCGAUAUUUUUUGCUCAAGGAUUAGCUAUUUCUGUUUAACUGUCCAACGGAGAUUUUGCAAAUUUGUUUUUGUUUAAUUUCCAACUUCUAUAAUUUUAAGAGACAAACUCUUAUUGUCGUUUGCCUCUCAUCCUUAGUUGUUUGUUUCUUCAAUUUCAAUUUACUAAUUGUUCUAUAUGCCUAGAGAUAUUUUUAAUGUUGUAUUCUGACAUUCGGUUCAUGCAACGAUAAAGUGUUGUUAAAAAUGUUGGUUACGUCUUUCAAACAAGCACCAGAUGUGAAUAGCUUUUACCUUUGAUAAACAUAACCCUUUCUUCAUCCUAUUAAGUUAUUUAUUGUCUUUAUUUUAUAAUAACAAUGUUUUUUAGUAUUUUUUUAAAGCUUGUCAUAUUUUACUGUUUACCAUGGAACAACAACAUUGAUGCAUCAAACAUUAUUUUUGCAAAUACUAAGCAAAUAAGUGAGGUGCAUCUAGAUUCAACAAGAUUGGACACCUCUGUUGUGGUUGACAAUCUCGGUGAUGCUACUGCCCUGGAUUUUAGUUUUAAAGAACAGCUAAUCUUUUGGAGUGAUUUAGCCACUAAAAAGAUUCAAGGUGUUCGUUUAGGAAAUAAAUCUUCAAAACCAUUUGACAUAAUCAACACUGGUGUAUCUUCACCUGAUGGAUUGGCUUGUGAUUGGAUUACCAAAAAAAUAUAUUGGUCAGAUGCCGAUACUAAAAGAAUCGAGGUUGUCCAGUUCGAUGGAAAAAAUAGAAAAGUUUUAUUUUGGAAAGACAUUGAUUCACCGAGAGCUUUAGCAUUGGUACCUCAAGAAGGUUUACUUUUUUGGACUGAUUGGGGAGAUAAAGCCAAAAUUGAAAGAUCCUCUAUGGAUGGAAAACAUAGACGCAUAUUAGUUAAUGAAGAAUUACGUUGGCCUAAUGGUUUAGCAGUUGAUUUCGCUGCAAGACGAAUCUAUUGGACUGAUGGAAAACUUAAAUACAUCUCUAGUGUCGAUUAUAAUGGAGGAAAUAAAAAAAUGUUUCAAACAAAUAUUGCUCAAGCAUUUGGAUUGACACUUGAAAAAGAUUUGCUAUAUUUAACUGAUUGGACAAAUAUGGGAAUAAGUUCAUGUAACAAAGUUAGUGAAAAGUGCAAAAUGCUGAUUCCAAGUAAUAAACAUCAAGCAAACUAUGGAUAUCCUUCGGGUAUCAAAGUCUACUCACCUUUACUGCAACCUGAAUAUGUAUCCAACUGUUCUGUCAAUAAUGGUGGAUGUUCCCAUUUGUGCCUUCUUUCUUCUGACCCACCAUAUUAUUCAUGUGCCUGUCCAACUGGUGUUCUCUUAAAAUAUAACAAAAAAACCUGUGCCAAAUUAUUAUAAUAAGAAGAUUAAAUUAUCAACAAUUACGACCAAAGUGGUUAAGUUAAGGUCGCAUAGAUGGCAUUGUAUUCGCUUGUAAAAAUUUCUCAAACAUAUGACAAAAUUAAGUUUUGUAAAUCAAUUCUCGUUCUAAAUUAUGUCAUCGUUUCUUUAGUUUAUUGAUUUGUUUCUCUGUGUUGUAUUGUAUUUCUAGCUUUUUGACUCUAUUAUUUUCUUGACGAGUUGUUCCUGCUUUCUUCACCAUGAUUAGCAUCGACGUUACAAGAGGAAUACAGAUGAUUAAAACCGGACUGAAACAAGACAUUGAUAAUUUAUUAGAAGAAUUUGAUAAAACGAGAAGUUUGAGAUUUAUUGAUUUUGCUUGUUUAUGGAGAGACAAAAGCUUCAACUUCAUUUUUACUUAUAAGUUGAAUCAAAAUGACUUGAGGGAAUUCAUCGAGGAAGCUUUCAAUAUUGUCCUGGACCCGCUUUGUUCAGAUACUACACCAGAGCGUUCCAUUUCAUCUCUAUAUUUCAUUUAUUGUCUUUAUACAAGUCAACCUAUUGAGCCAAAAGUACCAAUUAAUUUGACUCUAAACAAGUUCAAAUUCUUCCGCUCACUGUUAGCUGCAACUAAAGAAAGCAAACAAAUUGAUGCCUGUUACAUUUUUUUGAAAUUGGUAUCUCUGGGCGCAUUUAAUUUGGUGGCUCGAAAUAAACCUUUCGGACCUUUGACUAUCAGAAAGACUGUAGUCUCAAGUGCCCAAACUUCACGAGAGCUGCCAAUCGGACAAUUGUGUGAUUUGGAAUCUUACAUUGGCAAAUUGCAGUGGAUUCACACUCUCUACAACAAUAAGAAAAGAAGCUUAGAAGGUGAUGAUGUAGCAGAAGUUAAGAAUCUUGAACUUAUUAACGAUGAAUUAUUCAGUGAAUACGAAAAAUUGUCCGAACGGACUAUUCCUGAAGCUGGCAGCCCAGACGAAGUAGAUGUCGACGGCGCUCAAUUUAAUAAUUUAUGAUUGUCAACUUGGCAUCUAUCGUAAUUUUUUUCAACAAUAAUCCAGUGUGCUGUUAAAUCGAACAUACGUGUAAAUUUGAGUGAAUACCUGAUUUGAAGUUGAAAAUAAAGAUUCAGAUGGAGCAACAGCAGCUAA